ACGGUAAGAGACGAUAAAAUCUGUUUCUCAGAGACCGAGGAUGGAGACGUCAGUGGAAGCAGCCGAGCUGUUGGCGCCGUCGCCCCUGGAAACCGGGAAUUUGGACGGAGACUCCGCCUCCUCGGCGACCUUUGACCCCCUGGAGGAGUUCAGCCGGCGGCUGCAGGACAUCCUGAGGACGCACGGCUCGGCCGACGGCCUCCUGGACAAACCGGUCGCCAUGGACACCGAGACGGAAAAGACCCCAGAGGUCAAAGGUGACAUGGAGACAGACGUGUCCCUCAUCCGGCAGCGCCUGACCCGCCUGCCGUCCGCGGAGGACAGACUGGAGGACCUGGCGCAGCAGUUCGCCGAGCUGGCGGCGCUGUGGCGCGGCGAGCAGCAGAAGAAGAGCGCGCUGCAGCAGAAACUCUGCCACCUGCUGGAGGAACGGCGCUGCAGCAUGGCGGCGCGCAGCCAGCUGGAGGCGCUGUGCAGAGACCUGCAGGCUCACCACGGCGCGCUGCGGGAGGAGACGCUGCGGCGCUGCAGGGAGGACGAGGAGAAGCGGAGCGACAUCACCAACCACUUCCAGGAGACGCUAGAGGAGAUCCAGGCUCAGAUCGAGCUGCACAGCGGGAGGAACGACAAGCUGCGGCAGGAAAACGCCAACCUGAACGACAAGCUGGAGAACCUCAUGAGCCAGUAUGAGCGGCGGGAGGAGUUGCUUAGAGAAGCUAUUGACAAAACAAAGAAAUGCUUCGCUAUGAAGGAGCAGGAGCUGGCCAUGAAGAAGAAGCUGGCGCUCUACGCUCAGAAGUUUGACGAGUUUCAGGCGACGCUGGCCAAGAGCAACGAGAUCUAUGUCCGCUUCAAACAGGAGAUGGACAACAUGACUGAGAAGAUGAAGAAGGUGGAGAAGGAGGCAAACCUCUGGAAGACCAGGUUUGAGAACUGCAACAAGACGCUGAUCGACAUGAUUGAGGAGAGAACAGAGAAAGGCAGAGAGUACGACCUGUUCGUCCUGAAGAUCCAGAAGCUGGAGAAGCUCUGCCGUGUUCUGCAGGAGGAGAGGAAAGGACUCUACGACAAGAUCCGAGAGGUCCGCCAGUCCAGCGCCGGCCUCCCGUCCAAGCUAGCCAACUUCACCGAGAACGCUGGAGUUCCUGAAGACGCUGCCAUGCCGGACCUGGAGGGGCUUCAGGAGCUCCAGGAGGACGACCCGGUUCUGACGGAGAACAUCGCCCGGCUGCGGCAGGAGCAGGCCAAGCUGCAGGAGUUCGCCGCCGCCCUGCUGGCCGCGCCGGGCGAUAACGAGGAGCAGGACGAGAAAAAGGAGCAGAGCGCCGAAGAUGAUGUCAUCGUCUCCGCCAUCGCUCAGUUCCAAACCAGAACCGACGUCAAGGAAGGUCCGGCUUCAGCGCCUGGUCAGGCAGAAGGCGGAGAAGAGAAGGCUGAAGGUCCACCUGUGGUUCUGCUGAAGGCUCCAGAACCGCAGGUAACCGGGUCAGAACCAACCGACCCGGUUAUGCCUCCGGAGGUGGAGCAGAGUCCGACACAAGUCAGAGAGGAUGUCCAACAGCCAGCAACCUCAGAACCAGGCAGGGCAGAUCCAGAACCAGAACCAGGCAGGGUGGAUCCAGAACCCGGCAGGGCGGAGCCAGAACCCGGCAGGGCAGAUCCAGAACCAGGCAGGGUGGAUCCAGAACCAGAACCAGGCAGGGUGGAUCCAAAUCCAGAACCAGGCAGGGCGGAUCCAGAACCAGAACCAGGCAGGGUGGAUCCAAAUCCAGAACCAGGCAGGGUGGAUCCAGAACCAGGCAGGGUGGAUCCAGAACCAAGCAGGGCGGAUCCAGAACCAGGCAGGGCGGAUCCAGAUCCAGAACCAGGCAGGGCAGAUCCAGAACCAGGCAGGGCGGAUCCAGAUCCAGAACCAGAAGCUUUAGAGACAGAACGUCUGAAGGAGACCAGUUUGGUGAAACCAGUCCUCCCAGUGGAAGAGGUUCUGGUCCAGCAGUUGCCCAGUGGGCCAGAACCAGGAGAGUCCAGUAAACCGUCUAACGGGUCAACCAAAGCAGCCGGCGGGAAGCAAAUCCCCAAGAAAAAGAAGAAAAGAAACAGCAAGAGCAGCAGCUGAACCUUGAGCCGUGUGUGUGUGUGUGUGUGUGUGUGUG
Poecilia reticulata (guppy) is the source of this 2153-nucleotide messenger RNA. NCBI's taxonomy places the organism in Eukaryota, Metazoa, Chordata, Actinopteri, Cyprinodontiformes, Poeciliidae. The record is from RefSeq and is a predicted model, not a curated record.